Messenger RNA from Rhodotorula toruloides NP11, 756 nucleotides. RefSeq lists its product as uncharacterized. The record is from RefSeq and is a predicted model, not a curated record. Lineage: Eukaryota; Fungi; Basidiomycota; Microbotryomycetes; Sporidiobolales; Sporidiobolaceae. Bases 1 to 756 code for a protein of 251 amino acids. The transcript has 3 exons.
AUGUCAGACUCCGUACUCCUCGUCACUUCUGAUGACCCUCCUGUCAACCUUACCGCCUCGCGCACCACCCUCACCGUCCAGUCGCGCGUUUUCCGUGACCUCCUCGCAAUGCCCAGCUCCGCGUCUUCCGAGCCCGCCCAGCUCAUGCUCGCUGAGACUGAAGCUGAGAUCCAACCUUUCCUGAGCGUACUCUCAGGCGAGGAGGGUGACGACGCUUCCUGGUGCAAGCUCGACGAUGCGGGUUGGCUUUCCCUCGCCAAGUUGGCGGACAAGUAUGAUUCGCCUAUCGUUCGCCACGUCGUGCGCAUCCAGGUGUGGCGCCGAAUCGACGAAGCAGGCGAUUCCUUUCCCGCCCUCAGCCUCGCUACGCAUGUCGGUCCCGCCAGCGUGAUCAAGGCCGCCGCUCUUUCGGCGCUUGCACAUGGCUGGAACAAGAAGAAAGGCGAGUUGGCGCCUGGAGCAGCGGACCGACUGGAUACGUGGAUAAAGAGCAUCAAAGCGAUUGCAGCCGCAAUUGCUGUCGAGCAUUCUGACUUGACCUCGAGGGUUACAAGCUGCCGUUGCGUCCACGAGGACGGCGUAUCGGCAUGGCAAAGCUAUCUCUGGGAUUGCCUGCGAGCCUUUGACCCACGCAGGCCGUUCCCAGCUGAGAACGUUCAGUACCCGUACUGUUCGGCCCACCGCGGCAUUGUCGAAGCAACGGCAAGUAACAUGAACGUCCAGUACGAGCAGUCGAUGCCUCCCUUCCCCUUCUGA